UCCACGCAUGCGCAGUACAACUCGUUGCACACCGAGUUGCAGUGCAGACGCUGAUCUGCUAACAGCGUCCUUUAAUACGCAUUAAAACGCUAUAGUUGACUUUUUUUUUUUUCAAAUUUGUUACCGCGGGAAGUGGGACAACAAAGAUGCCUGACACGGAGAGUUAUUCCAACCCUCUGGCCCCCGAGGGUCACGAUGUGGACGACGGCCGGGCUGCCGCGCAGUCAAAGUUGACAAAUGACGACUUCAGGAAGCUGCUGAUGACCCCACGGGCCACGCCUUCUUCGGCCCCGCCCUCCAAGUCCAGACAUCAUGACAUGCCGAGGGACUACAAUGAAGAUGAAGAUCCCGCGGCAAGGAGACGGAAGAAAAAGAGCUACUACGCCAAGCUACGCCAACAGGAAAUGGAACGAGAGAGAGAACUGGCCGAGAAGUAUCGAGAUCGCGCUCGAGAGCGCAGGGACGGCGUCAACAAAGACUACGAAGAGACGGAACUGAUCAACACCACCGCCAACUACCGAGCCGUCGGACCCUCGGCCGAGGCGGAUAAGUCGGCGGCAGAAAAACGGCGGCAGUUGAUCCAGGAGUCCAAGUUCUUGGGAGGUGACAUGGAGCAUACUCACUUGGUGAAAGGUCUGGACUUUGCCCUGUUGCAGAAGGUGAGAGCAGAAAUAUGCAGCAAAGAGAAGGAAGAAGAAGACAUGAUGGAGAAAGUCCAGAAGGAGGCCAAGAAAGAUGUCGAACCCGAGGAGAAGAUUGAGUUUAAGACCCGUAUCGGUCGGAGUAUCUACCGCACGGUGUUCCGCUCCGGUCAGAUGGACAGGAACGAGCUCUUCCUGCCGGGCCGCAUGGCGUACGUGGUGGACCUGGACGACGAGUUCACCGACACCGACAUUCCCACCACGCUCAUCCGCAGCAAGGCCGACUGUCCCAGCAUGGAGGCUCAGACCACCCUGACCACCAACGACAUCGUUAUCUCCAAGCUGACUCAGAUUUUGUCUUACCUCCGCCAAGGCACUCGUCACAAGAAGAUCAAGAAGAAGGACAAAGGUAAAGGAGAUGAUAAAAAAGCUCCAGAGGCUGAUCUCAGCAUCUUUGAUGACAUCGGUGACUAUGUGGCAUCCUCGGCGUCCUUGUCCAGACCUCCAAAAGACAAAGAGAGACACAGAGAGCGGGAGCGAGAGAGGGAGAGAGAGAAAGAGAAAGAGCGGGACAGAGAUGAGGAAAAGAACCGCAGACACACCUACUUUGACAAAGCUCAUGGAGACCAAAACCAGGCAAUGGAGGUGGAGUCAGGUCCAGGAUCAGUCGGAGAUCAGAUCAAGUUGAUCAAUGAAAAGUUUGCUGGAGCAGCAGGCAGCCAAUGGCAGGGCCAGGAUCCUUCCUUGCCUCAGAGGAGAGAUGCUAAAGAACAUUUGGGAGAUUUCUUCGGAGGAUCAAACUCCUACGCUGAAUGUUACCCUGCUACUAUGGAUGACCUGGCAGUGGACAGCGAUGAAGAAGUUGAUUACAGUAAGAUGGACCAGGGCAACAAAAAAGGGCCGCUGGGUCGUUGGGACUUUGACACCCAGGAAGAAUAUUCCGACUACAUGAACAACAAGGAAGCGCUGCCCAAGGCGGCGUUCCAGUACGGCAUCAAAAUGUCAGAAGGCCGCAAGACUCGCCGCUUCAAGGAGAGCAACGAGAAGGCGGAGCUUGACCGCCAGUGGAAGAAGAUCAGCGCGAUCAUUGAGAAGAGGAAGAAGAUGGAGGCCGACGGGGUGGACGUGAAACGACCCAAAUACUGAAGCAUCUGCCCAACAUCCAAGUUUGUUGUUGCCUUUGUGUUUUCUGUUUUCAAAAGACUGUUUGUGAUAAUAGUUGUGACUUGACAAUUAAAAUAAAGUAUUAUUGGUCAGAUGAAAAUUCUGCCGAGGGCCUCAAUUUAGCAAAGCGUGGCCCUGAUUAGUACAUUAAAUUUACUUAGUGCUUCAGUAUAUAACUUUCCAUAUGUUUCUAUCGAUUUUGUUAUUUAAACGGGGAUAGCAGGUCCAUUCUAUGUGUCAUAUUUGAUCAUUUUGCGAUAUUGCCAUAUUUUUGCUGAAAGGAUUUAGUAGAGAACAUCGACGAUUAAGUUCGCAACUUUUGGUCGCUAAUAAAAAAGCCUUGCCUGUACCGGAAGUAGCAGACGAUGUGCGCGUGACGUCACAAGUUGUGGAGCUCCUCACAUCCUCACAUUGUUUACAAUCAUGGCCACCAGCAGCGAGAGCGAUUCGAACCGAGAAAGCGACGAUUUCCCCAUUAAUUUGAGCGAGGAUGAAAAUUUGUGGAUGAGGAAAGUGAGAGUGAAGGACUAGAAAGAAAAAAAUAAUAAAGGCAGUGGGAGCGAUUCAGAUGUUUUUAGACACAUUUACUAGGAUAAUUCUGGAAAAUCCCUUAUCUGCUUACUGUGUUAUUAGUGUUUUAGUGAGAUUAUAUGGUACCUGAAAGUCGGAGGGGUGUGGCCACAGGUGUGUUGACCGCCAGUGUCUCCGGUGGAAGGAGGUAAGAGAGUCCGCAGCUGCAGGAGGACGCGAGCUCCGCUCAUGUCUACGGUAAGAGCCAACAUAUUACCACAAUUUGUGGUAGAGAACUAUGUUCGCUUGACCGCUCUGUUCCAUAGUAAAGCUUCACCUUCGGGAAUGUAAACAAGGAAACACCGGCUGUGUUUGUGUUGCUAAAGGCAGCUGCAAUACACCGCUUCCCACCUACAUCUUUCUUUGACGUCUCCAUUAUUCAUUGAACAAAUUGCAAAAGAUUCAGCAACACAGAUGUCCAGAAUACUGUGGAAUUAUGCGAUUAAAGUAGACUACUUUUAGCCGUGAGCAGUGCUGGAAGAACGUGUCCGCUACAACCGGUGACGUCACGCGCACGCGUCAUCAUUCUGCGACGUUUUCAACAGGAUACUUCGCUGGGAAAUUUAAAAUUGCAAUUUAGUAAACUAAAAAGGCCGUAUUGGCAUGUGUUGCAAUGUUAAUAUUUCAUCAUUGAUAUAUAAACUAUCAGACUGCGUGGUCAGUAGUGGUAGGUUUCAGUAGGCGUUUAAGUUUUUUGUAUGCUUUUGCUAUUUUAACCUUACCCAGCACGCAGAACAAGGAAUUUACUGGUAUGUUUUAGGCCUCCUCUACAGUGGCGAGAUCAUCCCGAAGAAGAGAUUUAAAAAAAUAAAAUACAUCACAUGGUAGCCAUUACAAUAAUAUGCUUGUUACUUUGUAAUUAUAUUGUGUUAUUUAUCGCUGGGGGUAUAAAGUGAUUCAUCGUGAGCAUACUCACAAUACAUAAUAGUUAUUAUGGGAUAACAACAAGGCUGCUUUGUUUUUGAACUGGACGGAGAAGUCCAUGAAGACUUUUGGCUCCACUUACAACUUCCUGUUGGGUAUAAAAUGUUUGAUUAUUUUAAUUGUGAAAUGUCUGCAUUAUACUGUUAUUAAAAUACAUUUCUUUUUAAUGUAUAAUAUAUUUGAUCAUCCCUAUUUUAAUAGUUAAAUGUCUGUAUUAAACUGUUAUGAAAAUAAAAAUUUUACAGAAAA
This is a messenger RNA of Nerophis ophidion (straightnose pipefish), 3548 nucleotides long. RefSeq names its product IK cytokine (gene ik). Lineage: Eukaryota; Metazoa; Chordata; Actinopteri; Syngnathiformes; Syngnathidae. Gene Ontology annotation, biological process: mRNA splicing, via spliceosome. The transcript has 20 exons. The record is from RefSeq and is a predicted model, not a curated record. The coding region runs from base 147 to 1787 and encodes 546 amino acids. Gene Ontology annotation, cellular component: nucleus.